This is a messenger RNA of Pollicipes pollicipes, 1619 nucleotides long. Its product is annotated as vesicle-trafficking protein SEC22b-B. Gene Ontology annotation, biological process: endoplasmic reticulum to Golgi vesicle-mediated transport; retrograde vesicle-mediated transport, Golgi to endoplasmic reticulum. Bases 317 to 958 code for a protein of 213 amino acids. The transcript has 5 exons. Gene Ontology annotation, molecular function: SNAP receptor activity. NCBI's taxonomy places the organism in Eukaryota, Metazoa, Arthropoda, Thecostraca, Pollicipedomorpha, Pollicipedidae. The record is from RefSeq and is a predicted model, not a curated record.
UUCAGUGUGUGGAGUUUGUUUGUGCGACUUUAAGCCUUGCCUUAAGCAUAUGUCUGGCACAUGAGAUCGGCAGGGGUGGCAGGUGACAAGUUCGCGGAAUCACGCCACUCUACGUUUUAUCGUGCAUGCCCUUGUAGCCCGGCAUUCUUAAAUUGUCAAAGUGCUAGUAAAAGUCAAGUAGUUCAACCAACUUGAUACUCCCACUGACAUGCAAAGAGACUUUCAGACAUUUUGAUCAGGUUGUCAUCCUAAAUUAUUUGAUAUCAGAGACAGAGUCUUGUUUCUGGAAGGCAGACAGAUCAGUACUGCAGAAAAUAUGGUUUUGAUGACCAUGAUUGCAAGGGUUGCUGAUGGUUUACCAUUGGCAGCAUCAAUCCAGGAGGAUGAACAGACCGGACGCAACAUUCUGGACUACCAGAAUCAGGCCAAGAUGCUGUUCCGGAAGCUGACACCGCAGAGUCCCACCCGCUGCUCCAUAGAGACGGGACCCUACCUGUUCCAUUACCUGAUCGACGGCGCUGUCUGCUACCUGACGCUCUGCAGCCGGGACUACUCCAAGCGGCUGGCGUUCUCAUACCUGGAGAACAUCGCGCAGGAGUUCCAGGCCCAGUACAGCCGCCAAGUGCACACCGUCUCCCGGCCCUACAGCUUCAUUGAGUUCGACACGUACAUCCAGAAGACGAAGAAGACGUUCAUGGACAGCCGAGCGCGGCGGAACCUCAACAACAUCCACGGCGAGCUCAACGACGUGCAGCGCAUCAUGAUGGAGAACAUUGACGACGUGCUGCAGCGGGGCGCCGCCCUCUCCGAUCUAGACAACAAGGCGAGCGGUCUCUCCAUCAUGUCGCAGAAGUACCGCAAGGACGCGCGCAGCCUCAACAUGCGCAGUCUGUACGCCAAGAUGGCGGCCGGCGGCGUGUGCGUGUUCGUCUUCUUCCUCUACUUCUGGGUGCUGUAGGGGGCGGUGUCGGGGCGGGCGUGGCCGGCGCCUCAGCUUCCCUGUUCGGCGCCGGCCACUCUAUUCCAGUGGGAGCAGCGACAGCUCAGCGGUGGUUGGCCUUUGACGCUCCGGUGACGCGGCAACGGCUGGGUGGCGUCAACUGACGCGACUCAGGCCGGACCACGUCGGCUGACGUGGUCAGGCUGGAUGGCGUCAGGUGAUGCAGCUCCGGCCGGACUACGUCGGCUGACGUGGUCUGGCUGGAUGACGUUAGCUGAUGCGACUCCGGCCGGAUGACGUCAGCUGACGCGACUCCGGCUGGAUGACGUCAGCUGACGUGACUCCGGCCGGAUGAGGUCGGCUGACGCGGCUCCGGCGCCGCCGGUGCUCGCGCGCCGCCGCUCUCCCAGGGGUGAAGACGCCGGUGUCUGGCGUGACGCGGCGCUUGUGAUAGUGAGCCGCCCCACCGUCAGGAGUGGGCCGCAGAGGGGGGCUGCUCUGGUAUUCAGAGCGUGCACGGCGCUUGUAAUAACGCUGGCGAAUGCACCCUCUUGAGAUGGACGAUGUGAGAGUCGGUUGUUUAUUGGGCGGCGGGCGUGUCAUGGCGGAUGUUGCUUCCCGUUCACUGAGUUUUAUCGCAGGCAGGUACGUUGAAAUAUAUAUUUAAGGAAAAGAGCCA